This is a messenger RNA of Kluyveromyces lactis, 741 nucleotides long. RefSeq names its product proteasome core particle subunit alpha 1 (gene SCL1). Gene Ontology annotation, biological process: ubiquitin-dependent protein catabolic process. The record is from RefSeq and is a predicted model, not a curated record. Gene Ontology annotation, cellular component: nucleus; proteasome core complex; proteasome core complex, alpha-subunit complex. The transcript has a single exon. The coding region runs from base 1 to 741 and encodes 246 amino acids. Lineage: Eukaryota; Fungi; Ascomycota; Saccharomycetes; Saccharomycetales; Saccharomycetaceae.
AUGUCUGCUGCAGGUUACGAUCGUCACAUUACUAUUUUCUCUCCAGAAGGUCGUCUUUACCAAGUCGAGUAUGCCUUCAAAGCGGCCAAUCAACCUAAUCUAAACUCAAUAGCCAUCAGGUCCAAGACCGCCUCUGUGGUAAUUAGCCAGAAGAAAGUCCCAGAUAAGCUUUUAGAUCCUAAGACGGUUAGCUAUAUUUUCCCAGUGGCAAGACAUAUCGGGUUCUGUGCCACAGGACCGGUUCCAGAUGCCAGAAAUAUUGCAUUGAGAUGUAAAGCCGAAGCUAGUGAGUUUCGUUAUAAAUAUGGGUAUGAUAUCCCAUGCUCCGUACUAGCUAAAAGAAUGGCCAAUUUGUCGCAAAUAUACACACAAAGAGCUUACAUGAGACCAUUAGGGAUUAUUUUGACUUUUAUUUCGUACGAUGAGGAAACAGGACCUGCUAUUUUCAAAUGUGACCCUGCUGGUUACUAUACGGGGUACAAGGCUACUGCCACUGGCCCAAAACAGCAGGAGUUGAACUCUGCUUUGGAGAAGCAUUUCAAGAAGUUAAAGGACGAUAAAAUCGAUGAGGAAAGUUGGGAAAAAACCGUUGAGUUCGGUAUCACUACCCUAAUUGACUCAUUAGGAACAGAUUUCAGCAAAAAUGAUCUAGAAGUUGGUGUAGCGAUUAAGGAUAAAUUCUUUACGCUAACAGCUGAUGAAAUUGAGGAAAGAUUGGUCUCUAUUGCUGAACAAGAUUAA